AUGGGAAGGCGUGGCCUUGCCUGCCUGGCCGGUCAGUGGGGCCGGGGCGGUGCCCGGAUUGCAGUUCGUUGCGCCUCCGCUGUUGGUUUUACCAGCUGCCCCAAAGAUGAGGCGCGCGCGCCGUCGGCCCUCGAGGCCCGUGCGCUAGCUUGCCCGGAUUCAGUGCGUUGGGGCGGGGGCC
Molecule: messenger RNA, 181 nt
Organism: Amoebophrya sp. A120
Lineage: Eukaryota; Dinophyceae; Syndiniales; Amoebophryaceae
Source: the annotation of a GenBank genome assembly